AUUUUGUGUUGCUACAGUGAGUCAUUAAAUCUAUCUUAAAUCCACUAGGAUUUUAGUGGAAAUGGUUUUCAUUUCAUUUUUACAGAAAAAAAGACAAUAACUUUUGAUAAUAUUUUGAUAAAUUAUUCAGCCUUAUGUUAAAUAAAGCCACAAAGUACAAGUUAAAAUAAAUGUAGGCUCCCAGUCAAGUAAAUGUAAAAUAAAAAUCGCAAAAAGCAUUGUGACCUGAAAAAAGGCGAUGAUGUGUGACAUCCAUGGAAGAACAAGGUAAAACAUUGUAGAUGAAGCAGUAAUUAAACUGAACUAAUAGGAAUUCGGUUUUGAUUUGUUCGAGGGUUGGGAAUUUCGUUGAAACCUAUUGUCUGACUGGUCUUUCCACACUUGUGUUAAUAAAAAGUAUGCUGACUGAUGCUCACUGUUGCUCACUCUUUUGCAAUGCAUUCAGGUUCAGGUUCUGCAGCAUUGCUUUAGCUCAAUGUGAAGGAUGUGCCACUCCUCAUACUACACAUAGUUUUUUCACAGCUUGCAGAGGUGACAGCAAAACUUCGAGCUUAUCAGGGUGAGGCUCUAGAGCCAAUGGCUGUACAACCUUUGACUGAGUGGAGCAGCGGACUCUUCAGCUGCUGUGACGACUGCAGCUCUUGCUGCUAUGGUUUCUGGUGCUGCCCUUGCCUUGCCUGCACGGUUUCGGGAGCUGUUGGGGAGAACCGUUGCCUCCCUAUAUGUGACAUAUGCAGCCCUGCCAUAACAGCAUCCUGUGGUUUACCUCUGUGUGUGCCUCCUGCAGCACUGGCUAUACGGGUUGGCAUUCGACACAGAUAUGGUAUCAAGGGCUCGCUCUGCAAGGACAUAGCAGUGUCCUGUUUCUGCAUGUGGUGCUCCUGGUGUCAAAUGCAACGCGAAUUAAAAUAUCGCAAAGAAACUCUCACAGUCAUCAACGUGCAGACAACAGUGGUCAACAUGCAGCCCCAACCAGUCAUGAUGAUGCCAGCAAACCCGAUGCCAGCAGGGGUCAUGAUGGCGCCUUACUGAGCCCCGUGGUGGCUUCUCAUUUUAUUAAGACCUCAUAAUAUUACCCUGUAAAACCUAACAGUACAUCUUAAUAAAUAAGUAAAGUUGACGCAAACUUUGAAAAAGUCAGAGUCACUCAUUUCCAUUAAUUAAAGUAACUCAAAAAUGAAAUGUUGAAGUAGUAAGUCCGUUGCUUUGAGUGCACUUAAAGUGUUGGUGAUGCAAUUCCAGCUCAUUCAACUAACUCAUUUACUAUAGGUUAUGUUUAUAUCAUAAAAAUGUAAGUUAGUGGGCUGCCAUUUAGCAUUUUUAUUCUUUUGUUAUUGUCAUUUUAGUUUAUAAUUCUGUUUAUUGUGAACAAAGAAUGCAUCCAAAAAAAAGCUUUGUAAGAUCUGUGUUUGAUGUUGAUCGCACAAGAAAUAGGAUUAAUAUCAGAAAAUGAAUCAAGCACGAUUUAGAUAAUUGAUUAACCAAGUACAUUUGCAACUAAAAUAGAGACUAAAAUACACCUUUGUCGUCACUUUUUCCCUUCAUCAAAUCAACACAUUUAUCAAAUAAAUACACUGUCCUCGCGAAGCGUCCAGACUCAAAGUGUUUGCGCACGUCACUGACGUCACUCCGCAACCAACGUCAGCCCGAGGAGCAAGCGCAGGUGUGUUUGCUAUGUGGUUUGCUGUCGCCGACUCGCUGCUGGAGUAGCCUGGAUUGUUUUGCUGGAACCGGAGUCAUCGUUUAUUAGCUGGCGCUGCACAAGAACAUUUGUCCACCUCACAAGGAUUUCCUCCUGAUGUUCUGCAUGACCUGUUUGAAGGUGUGGUCCCCAUGGAGUUGGCGCACUGUUUGAAAGUGUCUGACUAAAGGAGCAAGCAGCCAUCCCCAGCCUGUUCUCUCCCAGUGAACCAGAGGAGACUGAAGAUCAUUUGGAGCCUGCUAUGAAUACUAGCCUCCUUCCACACUCUUGACAAAGUAAUGAAAGGUUUCCUUAUCACAGUGUAAAUGGAAGCAACUGAUGUUCUCAAACUAAGGGUGGUCCUUGAUGAUGUCAAUACUGAGAGGCUUAUUUUGCCCUCUUGUUCUGAAACUGUAAAAGCCCUCAUAUGUGAAGUGAAGGAUAAGCUGAAUCUGGACUAUAACUUUCGCCUUCAGUUUCAAGAUCCAGAAUUUGCCAAUGCCCUGUGCAAUUUGAUUAACAUGGAGGACCUACCAUCUAAGGCCACUAUUACGAUAGUUAGUCAUUGAGUUCAACUAGCACAGAUGACACUAUGCUGUUGUCUGAUAACACAGUAUCACCAGAGUGACUUUGCCGAUGUCCAGCCAUCUUUAUUGUUCCAGAUUUCUCACAUGAGGUUGAGCAUGUUGUAAGAGAGGGCAACUCUGCCUACGUGAGAGAGGGAAAAACUGCCAUGUUGACCAGGGACCAAAAGCACAACAUACUGGAUGUAAUGACUGCUGAGUUGUACAAACAUUAAGCAUAUCCCAGUACCAAACAGAUUGGAUUGGCUGCAGAGGAUCUGGUGAACAAGCACCCCAGUCUGAAAGAAAAUUGUUCCAAAAGAGGCUACGAGGAUCAAACUGAGCAGGGCAGGCAUAAAGGAUGUGGCUGUGAAUGCAGGAAAGCGUAACAGGACCAAUCCAGAGGGUGCAGCAUCCAGGGCCAGUAUCAGAAGACCCAGGAGAGGGGAAGUCAACUUCCUUCCCAGCUAGCCCCAUGGAGAAACUAAGCAGACCCUUGAGACCUAAAGGUGGAGCAGUUCAAGAGUACAUCGAUGGAAAGAGACAUGAUAUUCAUCCAUCCACAUAUGCAACAUACGUUUGCUCUCAGACGUGAAGAAAUUGUGACUUAAGCUCCUCCAGUUGCUGAACUUAUGGACAGAUGAUCUGCACUCUUUUCUGAAGCACAAUCGACAAGUACACACCCCAUCUGCUAAAGCUGUACAAAAAGAGGAGGAGUGGCAUCUUUGGUCAGAAGAGCGAUUAUGAUGGCUUUUGAGGAACAGGACAAAAACAACAUCUGUGCAGCUCGAACGGCAGCCUUGGCCAGCCUACCUCUGUACUUGAAGGAGGAUUCUUCAGAGAUCUUCAGAACUUGCAAGGAUGACUUGGAAGCAAACCAGGAAGGAGCAGUGGUUCUGGUGGCCGUGGUCAACGAGGAGGAAGCGUCUGAAGUUCCCUUAGAAACACAGCACGUGUCGGUUGUUCUCGAGGAUCAGGUUGUCAUGUCACACAGAUCGUGGACUGAUGCACCUGUUAUAUUGUUUGGACUGGUCUAUGCCCUCCAUUUGAGGUACCCUGAGAAGUUAAGUGGCUUCUUUGGAUUCAUCCAGGUUGUCCUCUUAGAUCUGAAUGAUGGGAGAAAGCAGCUCAAACAUACAUUGCAGGCAUUGAGAAAUGCGCUAGAAUGAAUGGGAUUUGGGAACUAGAAUGUUGUUAUUUAUUGUAGUGAAAGAAAAACACUUUCUGUAACUUCAGAGGCAGCAUUUGUGUAAAGAAGAGCCAUUUAAGUUAAUGUGACUUAAUUCUGAUCAAUUAAAUUCACACAUUUUAAAUUAGUUUGGAGAUGUUACAUGCAAGUGUGAUAUACUUGUUAGUUUUAAGUUCAGGUAACUUGAUUGGAACAGUAACUGUAACUUAAUUUACCCAAGCUACCUUUACAAUGAUUACUUAAGUUAACAAUUCAACUACAAGAUUAUUUGAUUUAACUUAAUUAACUUAAAUCAGAUUUAAGUUAAUAAACUUAAAUGGUUCAAAUGCAAUCUGUUUCCUCAAAUGGUUUGAGUUCAACUAACUUGUCAGGUUUUACAGUGUAAUACUUAACCUUUACUUGUUUUAAAGGACUAUUAGCUCAAAUGAUUUUAAUUUCUGUUCUGGGUGUUAUGGUGAACAGAAUAUUAAAUUUGAAUUAAGUUUG
This is a messenger RNA of Scatophagus argus, 3919 nucleotides long. RefSeq names its product cornifelin homolog B-like. The transcript is spliced from 10 exons. NCBI's taxonomy places the organism in Eukaryota, Metazoa, Chordata, Actinopteri, Scatophagidae. The record is from RefSeq and is a predicted model, not a curated record. The coding region runs from base 577 to 1032 and encodes 151 amino acids.